Messenger RNA from Anthostomella pinea, 420 nucleotides. The record is from the annotation of a GenBank genome assembly. NCBI's taxonomy places the organism in Eukaryota, Fungi, Ascomycota, Sordariomycetes, Xylariales, Xylariaceae.
AUGCCGACCAUGUGGUUAUCAGACUCCCAAAAGAUCGGGGUUGCUUUCUGCUCUGGCGGAGGCUUCUUCCUCAUCGGUGGUGUGAUGCUGUUUUUUGACCGGGCUAUGCUGGCAAUGGGCAACAUCCUCUUCCUAAUCGGCCUAACGAUAAUCAUCGGCCCGCAAAAGACGCUCCUCUUCUUCGCGCGCAAGCAGAAGGCCAAGGGCACGGCGGCCUUCUUCGCGGGCCUGCUGCUGAUCCUGCUGCGCUGGCCGCUGAUCGGUUUUUGUGUUGAGCUGUACGGCAUCGUCGUGCUCUUUGGCGACUUCCUCGGCACCAUCGCCGGCUUCGCCCGCAACGUCCCCGUCGUCGGCCCCUAUAUCGGUCUGCUGGUCGACCGUCUUGGCCUGGGCAGGCGGAACGUUGAACUGCCUGUUUGA